CACCCCAGUUCAUUCACACAAGCUUUCAACUAUAUGCGUUCUGGCGCGCUUUCUGCGCUCGCUGUUCUUGGCGCAGGCAUCGCCGCUUCCGCGAGUCCUAUCAGGGUCGUCGUGACCGAAGUCUCGUCCGUGCGACACGGUUAUGCUGCCGCAGACCCCAAUAGCCCCUUCUCCCCUCUCCCCCCUCCCGUAGACAACCUCUUUGCGGCGUCAGCCUUUGCCCAACCUAUUGUUGCCGCUCAAGAUGCCGAAAUAGUGAGGCCGCAGUACGUCCAUGGUAAUGGGCGCCACUUCUGCCAGUCCAUGCGUACCAAGGCCUUGGACGCAUCCAACGUGCUCCGUCAGUGGCUCGGUCUUGAGCCCAUCCAAAUCCAACACAUCCGCGUCCACCCCCUUCCGCACCACAUGGAAGGCACUCAGAUGCACGGGAUGCAGUUGAAGGAUGGCAAGAAUACACACGACUUGCCCAUCAUGCCCUUCAUCGGCACGCCUGUCAAGCCCGCCUUUGCUGAAGAUGAGGGCGCGCUCGAGCAUCACCGCGGCAGACAGGGCCGCCCCAUGUGGGUUCACCACUAUGGACAUCACCAUCUCCGUGGCUCUUUCCUCCGUCGCGUCCACCACGCCCUCAUGGCCCUCGGUCCCUGGGAGGGUCGCGCCGUUGCCUUCGUCCUUGGUUGCGGCAUUGGAGUGUUGCUGCGCAUGGUCUGGGUGAUGGUUCUCGUCACCGCCCGUGCCUUCCGUGGCUCGCGCGAUGAAGAGACCGAGUACGAGGUCGUCUUCGACGAGGCCGAGAUGCUCGUCCCACCUCCUCAGUACACCAUCUUUGAGGGCUCUGAGGUCAUCCCCGUGGACGAGAAGUCCAACAAGGAAGCCACUGCCUAGAUGCCACCUACCGCAAAUCAACUGCCCACUCCCCCUCGAAGUGUACAAUACGACCUUUAGGACCCAGACAGGUCAUCACCUACUUUCUGAUCAGCACAGGAGCACGGUUUCAGGAUCUGAUCGCGAUCCUCUGACCGGUCGCCCUAGGAAGUCCUGAAGAUUGGACUCGGACAGUUUCUUGUUGUUAUAGGCAUGUGUUCUCUUCCUACCCCUCUGUCCUCCACCUUCCCCAUGACCCCACUCUACCUACUUCCCUCCUAGCUCCUUCGAUCCGUACUUUUUACAAACCCAAUACAAACACCAUAUUGCCUCGUAUAUCCCGUGAUCCCGCGUUGCCCCCAACCUUCAUGUACUCAGAUCCCGUUACGACUCACGACCGAAUCUCUCGUUCCUUUCUCGUGCUUUAGUGUCUUACGUCUGCGUCAGCUCGCACCAUGAUCACACCCACGAUCCCAGAAAUCGGACCGACAAGCGGCUCGAGCUGCCUAUCGGAACGACCCGUGUGGUGUACGGCGCACUCAGAGAACUAGAGUGUUUUCUUGGACGUGUAAUAGUAGUCGUUGUCGAAUUGUGUGAAUCAAGUGUAUGAUGCUAUAGA
This is a messenger RNA of Dichomitus squalens LYAD-421 SS1, 1480 nucleotides long. RefSeq lists its product as uncharacterized. The record is from RefSeq and is a predicted model, not a curated record. The transcript has 3 exons. NCBI's taxonomy places the organism in Eukaryota, Fungi, Basidiomycota, Agaricomycetes, Polyporales, Polyporaceae. Bases 34 to 882 code for a protein of 282 amino acids.